CGGCGCAUGCGCGCUUUCGCGGCGCGCCCCCGGCGGCCGUUGAAAAUGGCGACUGUCGCCGAACUGAAGGCUGUUUUAAAGGACACCUUGGAAAAAAGGGGGGUACUAGGGCAUUUAAAAGCAAGGAUCCGAGCUGAAGUUUUCAGUGCCCUAGAUGAUGAUCGUGAACCCCGACCAACAUUGUCUCAUGAAAACCUUCUAAUUAACGAAUUAAUUCGGGAGUACUUGGAAUUCAACAAAUAUAAGUAUACGGCAUCGGUCCUCACAGCAGAAUCUGGUCAACCUGCAGUUCCACUGGACAGACAGUUUCUCGUCCGUGAACUAAAUGCCUUUGAAGAGUCAAAGGACAACAAAAUACCUCUUUUAUAUGGAAUUUUGGCUCAUUUCUUGCAUGGAACUAAGGACAGCGUCCCAAACACCUUUCUGAAAGAGUCUUCACUUCAACCUUCAAACCCAAAUCUUGUCAGACAGAAGAAGGCCGAUGGGUAAGAGGUUCCUGAGGUUCCUCUUUUAGCUUUAGUGACCACCAGGAAAGGAGAGGGGCGGAGGCACCAACACCGAGGCUCCCCCCUUUCUCAGGCCGUGAAGAGAUGACACUUCGAUGCAGAGUAUCUUUUAUCUUAAAAUUGUGUGUAUUAAGUAACUUAUUUAUCAUUCCAGUGUUACAACUACUAUUUGCAUUUUGUAGAAAUUUGAGUUUCUGCACAGUACUUGACCCCUCGUGUUUUACUGCAUUUGUGAAUAAAAGCUAACUCUGUCAUCUAGCUUUUUGGAUGUGACUGGAAAGAAGGUGCAUGGUUUUUACGAAGUAGUUUGAAGGCCCAGAAGUUCAUGAAAAAUGCAAGGGCUUUUAGAACUUUGUA
This is a messenger RNA of Urocitellus parryii (Arctic ground squirrel), 863 nucleotides long. RefSeq names its product centrosomal protein 20 (gene Cep20). Gene Ontology annotation, cellular component: ciliary basal body; motile cilium; centrosome. The record is from RefSeq and is a predicted model, not a curated record. NCBI's taxonomy places the organism in Eukaryota, Metazoa, Chordata, Mammalia, Rodentia, Sciuridae. Gene Ontology annotation, molecular function: protein binding. Gene Ontology annotation, biological process: cilium assembly; microtubule anchoring.